Esox lucius (northern pike) is the source of this 2775-nucleotide messenger RNA. It is a transcript of the gene taf5, whose product is annotated as TAF5 RNA polymerase II, TATA box binding protein (TBP)-associated factor. Lineage: Eukaryota; Metazoa; Chordata; Actinopteri; Esociformes; Esocidae. Gene Ontology annotation, biological process: transcription initiation at RNA polymerase II promoter. The coding region runs from base 2 to 2260 and encodes 752 amino acids. The record is from RefSeq and is a predicted model, not a curated record. Gene Ontology annotation, molecular function: RNA polymerase II general transcription initiation factor activity; protein binding. Gene Ontology annotation, cellular component: transcription factor TFIID complex. The transcript is spliced from 12 exons.
AAUGGCGGCUGUGCAAGAUGGACAGGUUGAUCUGGAGGUCGAAAAAAAAGAAAUAAAAACAGAAACUUCAAAUGAUGGGUCUGGAAAUAACAAUGCAAACUCUUCGUCACCUGGUUCUACGUCUUUAGGUGCUACAUCAAAAUCACCGACGGGACCGGCAGAGGAUCAACAGACACUUCUUGCAGUGCUGCAAUUUCUCAAGAGGAAUAAAUUGAAUGAGUCAGUAGACAUUCUACGGCGAGAAGCGGGCUUAUCGGUCGAAAUAGAUGAUUCCCCCGGAUCCGCAUCGGGAGGAGCUGGAUCUGGUGGUGCCUCAAAUUCCACGGUAGAUGGAGGGGAUACCAACUCUCUCCUCAGUCGAGUUUCCAUCGCCAUCCCUGCUGCGCCCGCGGUCACCGCUGCCCCCGUUCCACCAAAAGUGACAGCAUCGGGUGGGGAGGAUCAGCCGGACGUCAACGUUGUCCUGUCGGCCUAUAGCCAGCAGGGAGAUCCUGAUCUGUACCCGCUGUACUACAACGGCCUGAAGAAGUUUAUCGAGUCUGUCCUGGACUGUCACAGAGCCGAGCUGUCCCAGGUCUUCUACCCGCUGUUUGUGCACAUGUACCUAGAGCUCGUCUACAACAACCACGAGGUGGAGGCCAAGCAGUUUUUUGAAAAGUUCAGCGGGGACCAGGAGUGUUACUAUGCAGAGGAUCUGCGCAUCCUUUCAGGCAUGACCAAGAAGGAACACAUGAAGGGCAACGAGACCAUGCUGGACUUCAGGACCAGCAAGUUUGUCCUGCGUAUCUCCCGAGACUCCUACCAGCUGCUGAAGAGGCAUCUUCAGGAACGUCAGAACAACCAGAUCUGGAACAUCAUACAGGAACAUCUCUAUAUUGACAUCUUUGAUGGAAUGCCACGAAGUAAAAGUCAGAUUGAUGCCAUGUCUGGAAGUCUGGCGGGAGAGGCCAAGAGGGACGCCAACAAAACCAAAGUGUUCUACGGCCUACUGAAGGAGCCCGAGAUCGAAGUGCCCCUGGACGAUGAAGAUGAGGAGGCUGAAAAUGAGGAGGGCAAACCCAAGAAGAAGAAGCCCAAGAAGGACAGCAUGGGUUCCAAGAGCAAGAAACAGGACCCCAACGCACCACAGCAGACCAGAAUCCCUCUCCCAGAGCUGAAGGACUCCGACAAGCUGGACAAGAUCAUGAACAUGAAGGAGGCCGCCAAGAAGAUUCGCCUGGGUUCAGAUAACCUGCCCUCCAUCUGCUUCUACACCUUCCUCAACGCCUACCAGGGCCUGACGGCGGUAGACAUCACGGACGACUCCAGUCUGAUCGCGGGGGGCUUCGCCGACUCCACCGUGAGGGUGUGGAGCGUCACUCCUAAGAAACUACGCCGGGUCAAAUCCGCCGCAGACCUGAGCAACAUAGAUAAAGAGUCCGACGACGUGUUGGAGAGGAUCAUGGACGAGAAGACGGCGAGUGAAUCUAAGAUCCUGUAUGGACACAGCGGACCAGUUUAUGGCAUCAGCUUCAGCCCUGACAGGAACUAUCUGCUGUCUAGUUCUGAGGACGGUACAGUGAGACUAUGGAGUCUGCAGACAUUCACCUGCCUUGUUGGGUAUAAAGGACACAACUACCCCGUUUGGGACACCCAGUUCUCCCCUUACGGAUACUACUUUGUGUCUGGGGGACACGACAGAGUGGCUCGUCUGUGGGCUACAGACCACUACCAGCCCCUUCGAAUGUUCGCCGGCCACCUGGCUGACGUCACCUGCACGCGCUUCCACCCCAACUCGAACUACGUGGCCACCGGCUCGGCCGACCGUACCAUACGCCUCUGGGACGUCCUGAACGGAAACUGUGUCCGCAUCCUCACCGGUCACAAGGGUCCCAUCCAUUCCCUGGCCUUCUCCCCCAAUGGGAAGUUCAUGGCGUCGGGCGCAACCGACGGGAGGGUUCUGCUGUGGGACAUCGGUCACGGCCUGAUGAUUGGCGAGCUGAAGGGACACACGGACACCAUAUACGCCCUCAGGUUCAGCAGGGAUGGCGAGAUCCUGGCCUCAGGCUCCAUGGACAACACAGUGAAGCUGUGGGACACCCUGAAGGCCUUCGAUGACGUGGAGUUGGACGACUUCACCGCGGCGACGGGUCACAUCCAUCUACCGGAGAACUCCCAGGAGCUGCUGCUGGGCUCCUACACCACCAAGUCCACCCCCGUCAUACACCUGCACUUCACACGCAGGAACCUACUGCUGGCAGCGGGGGCCUACAACCCCUGAGGGCGGUCGGACAACCGCUCAUUUAAAAACGGAUUCCGCAAAACAAACGAGCUUCCCAUAUUGACCGGCGCGUGCCCCGCGGGCGACCUCAACGGUUAGGUGCGUUAACGCUGUCGAAGCGGAGGACCGUUGUAGACCACCCUGCUCUUCUGAAGACCCAAGAUCCAUCCAUCCGACCUGUAAUUUUAGUUCUGACCCAACGUGUCCCUGCCUACACUGACUGCCAUUACUAGCCUGUUAAGCUGCAUUUAGACAGACGCCCGAUUGGUCGAGACAGUCAAGUCCGCCUGUUUAAGUGCAGCAGAGAACACCCGAAAGGGAACGGCGCCUUAUUACUUACGUGGUGCACGUGGUUGGUCAGUCAAACGCCGUGCACUAUAAGGGAUUAGGGGGAUGUUGUGCAUACAGUAUAUGUUUUUAUUGCCACUGCCACAAACAGCAUUAUGAUGUAGCGGCCGUGCUGCAUAGAGCCUUUUAUACCAGUGCAUAUUGUAAAUAAAACAUGUUUUCUAUGA